AUGGAUCCCAGGCGCGCCGUGGUGCUGCUGGUGCUGCUGCUCUUGGUAGGCUGGGGCCACACCGAAGGGCCAGGCGGCCACGAGGAAGGAGACUGGGUCCCAGAGGAAGACAGUGGACCCCGCCUGCCCCGGGAUGCCCAGGCCCCCAGGUCACUGCUGCACUCCCUGCUCCAGGCCAUCGAGAGACCUGGCCGAAGCCAAGCUUUCCUAUUUCAGCCCCAGAGGUUUGGCAGAAACACCCGGGGACCCUGGAGCAACAAUCGGCUGAGUCCCCGGGCUGGCGAGGGACUGAGCCCCCAGUUCUGGAGUCGGGCUGCCCCCCAACGCUUUGGAAAGAAGUGACGUGUCAUCCCUUGAUGUGUUUGCAUGCAAGGCCUCUACCCAAAAGUGCCGUGUGAGUCCCCCAAAUAAAGCUGCCUGGCUUCUGA
Molecule: messenger RNA, 428 nt
Organism: Carlito syrichta (Philippine tarsier)
Lineage: Eukaryota; Metazoa; Chordata; Mammalia; Primates; Tarsiidae
Gene: NPFF
Product: neuropeptide FF-amide peptide precursor
Exons: 3
Coding region: 1-342 (113 amino acids)
Biological process (GO): excitatory postsynaptic potential
Cellular component (GO): dendrite; axon terminus; perikaryon
Molecular function (GO): neuropeptide hormone activity; G protein-coupled receptor binding
Source: RefSeq, a predicted model, not a curated record